Molecule: messenger RNA, 1592 nt
Organism: Cajanus cajan (pigeon pea)
Lineage: Eukaryota; Viridiplantae; Streptophyta; Magnoliopsida; Fabales; Fabaceae
Product: WAT1-related protein At2g37460
Cellular component (GO): membrane
Molecular function (GO): transmembrane transporter activity
Source: RefSeq, a predicted model, not a curated record
UGAUUUUCUAAGCACUACCCCAACUCCUAUAUAAACACGUGCCUUCUAUGGUGCAUGGUGUGCUAUCUUAAUUCUUGUGGCUCAAGAAAUAGGUUAGUUCCGAGCUGAAACAAGAUGGCCGGUUACAAACAAAAGUUGUUUAACAGAUUGAAGCCAUUCAUAGGUGUAGUGUUCUUACAGUUUGGAUAUGCUGGUAUGGAUGUUCUAUCCAAAGCUGCACUGAACAAGGGAAUGAGUAACUAUGUAUUUGUCGUGUAUCGACAUGUUUUUGCCUUUGUUGUCAUGGCCCCUUUUGCAGUGGUUUUGGAGAAGAAAGAAAGGCCUAAGAUGACAUUUUCAAUCUUCAUGAAGAUAAUGGUUCUCAGCCUGCUAGAGCCAGUUAUUGACCAAAAUUUAUAUUUUUUGGGAAUGAAGUACACCACAGCAACCUUUGCCGUUUCCAUGUACAAUGUCCUCCCUGCCAUUACCUUUCUCAUGGCUUGGAUUCUUAGGCUUGAGAAGGUAAAACUAAAAAGUGCACGCAGUCAAGCAAAGGUGGUGGGGACUUUAGCCACUGUUGCAGGUGCCAUGGUCAUGACACUGAUAAAGGGCCCAGUACUUGACCUUUUUGGAACAAACGGAAGCAAUUCCCACAACCAGCAAAAUGGUGGGGUAAAUCUUCAACAUGCAAUAAAGGGAUCAAUAAUGAUCACAAUUGGCUGCUUUAGUUGUGCAUGUUUCAUGAUUCUCCAAGCUAUUACCAUUGAAGCCUACCCUGCUGAGCUCUCUCUUACAGCAUGGAUAUGCCUAUUGGGAACAGCUGAAGGUGGCAUAGUUGCCCUGAUUAUGGAAAGGAAAAAUCUUUCAGCUUGGUCUUUGCAAUGGGAUACAAAAUUGCUGGCUGCUGUCUACAGUGGCAUAGUUUGCUCAGGAAUGGCUUAUUACAUCCAAGGAGCAGUGAUGAAAGAUAGAGGCCCGGUCUUUGUAACAACUUUUAACCCUCUCUGCAUGGUCAUUGUGGCUGUCAUGGGCUCCUUCUUUCUGGCUGAAGUAAUGUACCUUGGGAGGGCAAUCGGAGCUAUUGUAAUUAUUUUAGGGCUGUAUCUUGUGAUUUGGGGUAAAAGUAAUGACUACGAGUCAUCAAGUACAGAUACUAAAGAGCCUGUAUUGCCAGCGAAGCAAACAAUAGAUGAGAGCAACGGCAAAGAUGAGCAUUCUAAUUACCAGGUCGUUACUAUCAAUAACUUAGGCGCAGGAAACAUAGAACGAGAUGAACAAGUAUGAGGAAACAUACCAAAUUCAAUCUAAAUUUCGGCAAUCAGGAAUACUUCACCUUCAAUGAACCGUCCAAAUGUGUAUUUAACAACAGCAACUAUAUAGGUUCCUAGUUGCUUGAUCCUUCAAUUAUGUUGUAGUAGAGGUUUUUAAUAUAACACUCUGGUAUGUGAAAAGGAAAGUUUUAAUAUAAGGCAAGAAAAUCCUAACAAAAGAAGACGAUGCAACUUUGAAUACGAUGCAGAGCUCGAUAUCAAUUAUUAAUUCACAAUAGCUAGAUAUUUCCGAGGUUGGAGAUAUAUUCUAAUCAACUCAAUAUACCAGUUAACUUCAAAUGA